AAGUCACUUUUAAUACAAAUAAACCAACCACUGUGUUAACAUCAAGACAAAAGUGAAAAUGGAGGAAGAAAAACAAAAGAAAGAAGGAAGAGAUAAGUAUGAGCCACAGGAGCAGCAUCAACCACCGUAUAUCUCGCAGAUGCAGCCGGUGACGCACGAGGCUUACGGAGGUGGCCUUUACGGUAAGGACGAUGAGAAAGAGGUUACAGAUAGAGAGAAAGAGCCACUGCAACAUAAACCACCGGCCAGUGAGACACAGAGCGCAGAUGGGCCUGAUGAGGUAAAGACGUUGACGCCGAAACAUAAGCAACCAGCUUCGUCCGGCGAUAGAGACGUUGACAUCACUGGCCAGUCUUACAUUCAGUGAAGUAGUUCUAGUUUUUCCUUGUGUUGUAAUGUUCUUACUAGUUUCUUUAAUGGUCUUUUACUUGAUGAUU
Capsella rubella is the source of this 437-nucleotide messenger RNA. RefSeq lists its product as uncharacterized. Bases 59 to 367 code for a protein of 102 amino acids. Lineage: Eukaryota; Viridiplantae; Streptophyta; Magnoliopsida; Brassicales; Brassicaceae. The record is from RefSeq and is a predicted model, not a curated record. The transcript has a single exon.